AUGGAACUAAAUAGAAUAAUCUUCCUUAUAGCCAUAACAAUGGCUAUAUCCAUCACCCUUACCGUGAAAACCAUCAAAUUGAACCCUGACGAGAAACCGCCAUUUUCGGAGCAGAAAAUUGAUAAUUUUUCAACUGAUCAAUUGUCAAUCCAUGAAGAAAAGAAGCUACUCCCUUCGAAAAGAUUAAGUCGUUUCCUCGCUGAAGAGAAAAACCCUAGGGCAGCCGAUCAUUGCAACAAAGACAAAGAAAUAUGCUACAUUUUGGGAGGAAAGAACUAUACUUGCUGCAACAACAAGUGCUUCGACUUGUCUACCGAUAAUAAUAACUGCGGUACUUGCAAGAACAAGUGCAAGCACACACAAGCUUGUUGCAGAGGACAGUGUGUUUACCUUUCUCUUGAUAAAAGACAUUGUGGAAGGUGCAAUAAUCGCUGCGCAAAGGGUGAAUACUGCGUUUUCGGAAUGUGCGGUUAUGCAUGA
Molecule: messenger RNA, 480 nt
Organism: Jatropha curcas
Lineage: Eukaryota; Viridiplantae; Streptophyta; Magnoliopsida; Malpighiales; Euphorbiaceae
Source: RefSeq, a predicted model, not a curated record